GCCAGUUUUUAUGAAUGAAUCGAAGCAACCCUUUCGCCUCGCGUUGUAAAAACCCCUUCCACGUGUGUGUUGUACUCCUUUCACCCGCUCGGUGUGUGGCUAUUCCACUCACACUGAUUCUACCCUUUGAGGUAGGGAUGCGUCCAAAUAGAAAGGAUCUCCUCAUCGGGGCUGGUGGCUCAUUACCAUUCUGACCGUCAAGCUGUGACGAACACAUUCCCCAAGUAGAUCUACAACGAACCGAGAGUGAUGUACGGCUGGCUGGUUGUAAAACAAAGUGACUCGUAACUAUAUUCCGAAAAAACAAAAAUCGUGAUAGCAAUACGACCCUCGCGCCUAGUGAAACCACGGUAAACAUCGUGAUCGUGAACAUGAAGUGCAACAACAAUAGCGCCGCACGAACGAUCGUGUUGCUUCUGUGCUGCUGUGUUGCGUUAAGCGCGGGCAGAAUAAUUCACCGAAUCAGUGACUAUAACGCACCGAUGGCGGAACCGGUGCGCCAGUGCCGUGCGAUCUGUUUGACCAAUCAUCUGCACGAGGAGAUCAACAGCAUCGUCGUGACGGACGAGUGUACCGAUCGGCCCAACUGCUUCAUGUGCUGGGACUACUGCAAGAUACUGCACGAGGAGAAGCGCAUCGUGCGCGAUUUAAUGUGCAGUGAUGUGAUUUGUUACUCUGGAUGCAAGACGGCCUGCAAGUACUACGGAGGUUUCUAUCGAACGGCGAAACAGAAGAUCACGUUAAAAUCGCUCGCUGUGCCCGUGAUCGGACAGCAGGUGGUGAACCAUGAUCCUGCCAACUCGAGUGCAAGCUAAACAGAAGGACGCGGAGAGCUCACACCACGAAGAGCACCACAGCCUACUAGCUUAUUCUAACCGUUUUUUAAACCGCUCCAUUGUAAAUACUAUCGCACUUAUUUAAAAAAAAACCCCAUUGUUGAAUAUUAUGUAGGAAAAGGAUCUAUUGUAAAUAUCGAAUAACCACGACCAGGCGUAUCGAAGUAAUAAUAAUAAAAAAAACCGUGUUUUUACUGCGUAAGAAACAUUUGUAUCGAUCGUAUCAACCGUUUUGGUUUUGGUGUUGAAUAAAAGUGACUCGAGUCAGCGAUUUGACGACGAUCGAAUUAAGGAUGAGCAUUUCCUUUAAAAAAAAUCCAUUCCCAAAACUUCCUCCCAACCGGAAACGAUGGUUCGCGACAGCUCAAAGAAUGCGCUUUAAAACGGCAACAAACAACACAAACACACCAAUGAAAUUCAAGACUUUUGGCACACGGUUGUUGUUUUUUUUUUUUGGUUUGUUAGAAAGUUGUGUUUGUUAGGCUUUUUUGUAGGUUUUUUUUACAUAUUUUUGUGUUGUUCUUUGUUGUUUCUUCUCUUGUUUUUGUUGCUGUUGUUGUUGUUGUUGUGUGUGUUUCCGUUUUUUAUUAUAUAAAUAAGAUUUCCAAAUAACUCGAUCGAUCGCCCGCUCAUCUUUCCCCCAUUUUUUCAUGAUUCUAUGCCGACGAUCACUAGUAUUAUUAUCAUCAUCAUCAUUAUCAUCAUCUUGUCAAAGAAAAGAGAAAAUAAUAAUCAUAAUCGUAGCGUAAUAAUCGUAAUCGUAAUCAUAAUAAAUAUGCAAUAAAAUAAAAUGGUUUGCUCAACACGAUUAUCAUCAUCAGCAGCAGCAGCAGCAGCAGCGAC
Anopheles gambiae (African malaria mosquito) is the source of this 1679-nucleotide messenger RNA. RefSeq lists its product as uncharacterized. Bases 372 to 815 code for a protein of 147 amino acids. The transcript has 2 exons. Lineage: Eukaryota; Metazoa; Arthropoda; Insecta; Diptera; Culicidae. The record is from RefSeq and is a predicted model, not a curated record.